Messenger RNA from Fukomys damarensis (Damara mole-rat), 3412 nucleotides. It is a transcript of the gene Tbc1d24, whose product is annotated as TBC1 domain family member 24. The record is from RefSeq and is a predicted model, not a curated record. Lineage: Eukaryota; Metazoa; Chordata; Mammalia; Rodentia; Bathyergidae. Bases 117 to 1805 code for a protein of 562 amino acids. The transcript has 8 exons.
GGUGUAAAAUGGCAGUCAGAUUAUCAGAAAAACCCUGGAGAGGGGGCUGAAGGAUUUAGCCACUCUUUGCUCCCAACCUGGCAGUCCAGAGUCUCCUCCUGGGCACACCAGACACCAUGGACUCCCCAGGGUACAAUUGCUUUGUAGACAAAGACAAGAUGGAUGCUGCCAUCCAGGAUCUGGGACCAAAGGAGCUGAGCUGGACUGAGCUGCAGGAGCUGAAACAGCUGGCUCGAGAGGGCUUCUGGGCUCAGAGCCACGCCUUGAGGGGAAAGGUAUACCAGCGCCUGAUCCGGGACAUCCCCUGCCGCACAGUCACACCGGAUGCCAGUGUGUACAGUGACAUUGUGGGCAAGAUUGUAGGGAAGCACAGCAGCAGCAGCAGCCUGCCUUUGCCAGAGUUUGUGGAUAACACUCAGGUGCCUAACUACUGCCUGAAUGCCCGGGGUGAGGGGGCUGUGCGCAAGAUCCUCCUGUGCAUUGCCAACCAGUUCCCUGACAUCUCCUUCUGCCCUGCGCUGCCGGCUGUGGUGGCCCUGCUGCUCCACUAUAGCAUUGAUGAGGCUGAAUGCUUUGAGAAGGCCUGCCGCAUCCUGGCCUGCAAUGACCCCAGCAAGAAGCUCAUCGACCAGAGCUUCUUGGCCUUUGAGUCAUCCUGCAUGACGUUUGGAGACCUGGUAAACAAGUACUGUCAGGCAGCCCACAAGCUGAUGGUGGCUGUGUCAGAGGAUGUGCUGCAAGUUUACUCCGACUGGCAGCGCUGGCUUUUUGGUGAGCUACCCCUCAACUACUUUGCCCGUGUCUUCGAUGUCUUCCUUGUGGAAGGCUACAAGGUAUUAUACCGUGUUGCCCUGGCCAUCCUCAAGUUCUUCCACAAGGUGAGAGCAGGGCAGCCUCUCGAAUCAGACAACGUGAAGCAUGACAUCCGCAUGUUUGUCAAGGAUAUUGCCAAGACAGUAUCCCCUGAGAAGCUGCUAGAAAAAGCGUUUGCCAUUCGCCUCUUCUCCCGCAAGGAGAUCCACCUCCUACAGAUGGCUAAUGAGAAAGCACUGAAGCAGAAGGGCAUCACUGUCAAGCAGAAGAGUGUUUCACUUUCUAAAAGGCAGUUUGUGCACUUAGCCGUCCAUGCAGACAACUUUCGCUCAGAGAUCGUCAGUGUGAAGGAGAUGAGAGAUAUCUGGUCCUGGGUCCCUGAACGAUUCGCCCUCUGCCAGCCCCUCCUGCUCUUCUCCUCAUUGCAGCAUGGGUACAGCCUGACCAGGUUCUUUUUCCAGUGUGAAGGACACGAACCCACCCUCCUACUCAUCAAGACCACACAGAAGGAGGUGUGUGGAGCUUACCUGUCAACUGACUGGAGUGAGAGAAAUAAAUUUGGCGGCAAACUGAGCUUCUUUGGGACCGGAGAAUGCUUUGUGUUCAGGCUGCAGCCCGAGGUGCAGCGUUACGAGUGGGUGGUCAUCAAGCACCCGGAGCUGACCAAGCCGACCUACUUCAUGUCCUCAGAGACCAGCACUCCCUCUCCACUUAGCCACCCUGUCCCCUCAGACCCCGCUGACCGGCUCUCACCAUUCCUGGCUGCUCGGCACUUCAACCUGCCUUCCAAGACUGAGUCCAUGUUCAUGGCCGGAGGCAAUGACUGCCUCAUUGUUGGAGGAGGGGGCGGCCAGGCACUCUACAUCGAUGGAGACCUGAACCGGGGCCGCACGGGACACUGUGACACUUUCAACAACCAGCCUCUCUGUUCUGAGAACUUCCUUAUUGCUGCGGUGGAGGCCUGGGGCUUCCAAGACCCUGACAUCCAGUGAUGGGCCUGCACUGAUGAGCCUGAAGCUUUCUGGGCCUCACUGCAAGUCCACACCUGAAGAAGUAACUCAAGAGGGACUCUGACUAACCCUAGACCAGCCAACUCCAUAUCCAGGCACCUGCCCAGAGAUGCCUGGAUUCAUGGGAGCUUCUCAGCCUUCUUCUCUAGCCUGGUGGCCUCCUCAAGCUCAUUGCAGUCUUUGCAGUCGCCCCUUUCCCUUCCUUGUUACUGCAGUGAGAAGGUCUAGAGUCACACCCAGAUCCCUCAGCAUGGCCUGCUUGUCUCAGUCCCACCUCCCUCUUCCCUUCUAGGCCCUGUACCUGCUGGGUCUUGCCCAUGCAGCACCUCUUGGGCCACUCUGCCUGGAUGUAUGUCCUACCUCUAUCCCUUUUGUGUGUGGUGCUGUGGCUGGCCACAUGUCAUGGUUUUCUGUGUGCUUUCCCCUCUCCCUUGCAGCCUUCAGGCCCUUGGGCCCUGUACUGCCUGAGCUCUGUAUUAUCCUGGUGGAUAUAGGUGCUGAGAGAGACCUGCCACCCAUACACCUCCCCACCUAUUCUGUGAUCUCCCUCAGCUGGUCCUGAGGCUCUAGGCACCACAGAGGGGAGAAGCAUGACCCAAGUGGCCAUUCUGGGGCCUUAGAGACCUAGGUCAUAUGGACAAGUUUCCAUUCCCCUUAUGUCUGCAGCUGGCACCUCUGUAUCCCCAUAGGGCAUUUCGAGUCUAUCCCACAUCUGUGCCUGGCUUCUGAGAGGGUGUCAUCCUUCCCUGCCCUUUCACUCACAUCUUUUCUGAGUGGGGUCAGGAGAUAGAGGAGGCAGGAUAAGAAUCCUUUUUGGCUUUAGGCAAGCUGGUAAACCUGCACUGAACUCACCUUUUCCACUUGUGAAAUAGACCAGUGUUCCAGCCCUGUUCUCAUGGACAGGACCACAUGAGGCCCUCUUGAAAGGUGCAGGGAGGGACUAUCACCCGCUCCCCCCAGUGCAGGCUUUGCCACCUCCUUCCUCUUCUGAGCUCCCCCUGUCCAAGGCCUUGACUGCCAACUUCAGUGUUCAUUAAACAUGGUCUUGUUGCAUCAACUCAGGGGUCUGAGUCUGCUCUCUUUUUCAGCCAGAGGAAUCCUAGGGGCUUCCUUGAUGCUUGUCCAUGCAUUGUCACUGGAACAUGAAAGCCUUUUGAAAAUGUAAUCUUUAAUUUUUCAGGAGCAGAUGAAGUUAACCCUGAAUAUUGAAGGGCUCUGCAAAUUUCAUGACUAGGUGGGGGUUUUCCUUGGCAAGUGAGUUCAGUAGGAUCUGUGGCUGCCCCAAAAGGCACUACUCAGCCUUCACCCUUCCCAUGGAUCCAGUAAGAAGACUAGUUGCCACCUUGUGAUUCUUUAUCUUAAGCAAAGUUCUUCAGUUGUGUGUGGAUGUAAAAUACUCAGUUUCUUUAGAUUUAAUAUUUUUUCUGACUUUCCUACCAAAAGCUAUGUGAUCAUUAUCUUUUAUUUUUUUUAAAUUAUCUGUUUUCUUAUUAUCACUAUUCUCCUUUGAUACUAAAUAUUCCCAAAUAUAAUUUAUUUAAUUUUUGUUUGUUUUUUUUUUUCGAGACAGAGCCUCACUAUGUAAUUCA